Molecule: messenger RNA, 1022 nt
Organism: Nematolebias whitei (Rio pearlfish)
Lineage: Eukaryota; Metazoa; Chordata; Actinopteri; Cyprinodontiformes; Rivulidae
Gene: scn2b
Product: sodium channel, voltage-gated, type II, beta
Exons: 6
Coding region: 176-841 (221 amino acids)
Cellular component (GO): membrane
Source: RefSeq, a predicted model, not a curated record
GUUAAGGCUACAGACACUGCCAGCCAUGUCCUGCCUCUAAAUACAAGCAAAAAUACCAUUCAUCUUAUUGUAUUUUAACGCGCACAUCAAAAGCUCUCGCGCUGCUUUUACGUGUGUAUUUUAGCACACCUGCUUUCGUAGAGAAUUCCCGAGGUUUAAGGAGGAGGUUCAGAAAAUGUCUCCGGCCGCUCAGGAGGAGAGGAGGCGGACUGGCGUUCAGCUGGGGAGCGCUGCGCUGCUGCUGCUGCUGCUCUCACUCUCUGGUUGUUCAAGCAUGGAUGUGCUGGUGCCCAGUUACAUAAAUGCACUUAACGGAACAACUGCCACCAUACCCUGUACAUUCACUUCUUGCUAUAAGAUUGACCUUACAAAGUUUGGAAUGAACUGGACUUACCAGGAAACCCACAACGACACUGAAGAGAAGUUUAUGCAUUACCAUCGGAAAAGAAUGCAGGCACUGCCUUUGAACCGAUUUGGAGACAGGGUUGUGUUUUCUGGAAACCUGAACAAGAAUGACUUGUCAAUCACCCUAUCAGAUGUUCACCUCGAGGAUGAGGGGAUAUACAACUGCUAUGUGAACAACCCUCCAGACCGCAUCCUAGGACACGGUGUAAUCCGGUUCAACGUCGUUACAGAACUUCCCCCUCCUAGAGAUUCAACCAUUGCUGUUGCUAUUGGGGCAUCAGUGGGUGGAGCAUUGGCUUUACUCAUCCUUUCAAUGGUCGUAGUGAAAUGUCUUCGCCGACACCGGAAACAAGAACUGAUUUCAGAGGAAAAGAUGGAGGAAGAGGGGAAACUGGAGCCUGAAGCUGUUGCAGAGGAGGGAACCAAACUUCCAUAGCAUGACUGGCUAACUGAGCCAGUGUUUCUGGAGCUGCCAUUUACAACAUCUCAUCUGACAUGUGCAUACAAUUCCUGAAGAAACUGCAGAAACUACUGCUUGAAUCAUUGUCCACAAUUGAUACAUACAUAUACAUGCGUGCGUGUAUGCAUACAUACAUAUAUACAAACAAACAAACAUA